AUGCUUUGGGAGCAGCAGCAUAUUGUGGUAGUAUAGAGAUUGUUACAAUAUUGCUGGACAUGGGUGUAAACCCUAAUAGGGGCGAUGCAUUGGCAAAUGCAGCAAUCAGGGGCGAUGCGGACAUUGUUACUUUGUUGUUGGACAAGGGGGUUGACCCUAAUAAGGGUGAUGCAUUGAAAGGGGCAACACUUCAUGGCAAUACGGACAUUGUGAAAAUGAUACUGGAAAGAGGAGGUGACCCAAAUAAGAUGAGUGACUUAUUGGAAGAGGCAGCAAGACAUGGCCAUGAGGGCAUCGUCGAACUGCUGCUUAAGAAAGGCGCUGACUCUAAUAAGGGUAAUGCAUUGGAAGAAGCAGCAGAAAAUAGCCAUGAAGGAAUUGUUAAACUUUUACUAGGGUUGGCAUCAGAACCUAAGAAGGCUUACGCUUUGACAAACGCAGCACGUAAUGGCCACGAGGGCAUUGUUAGGAUGAUGCUCGAAAGGGGUGCGGACCCGAAUAAGGGUGACGCGUUAGAAAAGGCAGCAGGGCAUGGGCAUGAACGCAUUGUCAAGCUAAUGCUAGAGAGGGGUGCGGACCCUAAUAAGGAUGAUGCUUUGAGAUGGGCAUCAUUUGGUGGCCAUAAGAACAUUGUAGCACUGCUUCUAAAGAAGGGGGCCGAUCCUAAUCAGGGAGAUGGUCUGAUGGAAGCAGCAAGCAGGGGUCACAAAGACAUAGUGGCACUACUCCUUGAGAAGGGAGCGGAUAUUAAAGAGCUGGCGGUCGAAGAUAAAAAAGCCUCGAUCAAAGGAGAUAUGAGUGAAUUAAUUAAGAAAAAGCAAGAACAAAUACGGAAACACCAGCAAGAAUUCAAGGCAGGAAUCACGGAAAAUGAUGAAAAAAUCCGUAAUAUUACUAUUACGGUCGUUGGCCAUAAAGGCGUUGGGAAGUCGUGUUUCGUAAGACAAAUUAAACAUGAAAGCAUACCGAUAGGUGGGCCGAACUCGACGGAUACCGCCGAUUUUUACGUAAACUACAUAGCCUACAACCCGAACACCGGAUAUCGACAAAAACUCGACGAAGAAGGAGAAUUGGACUGCGGUCGUCAUCGACUGAAACGAAUUAUCGAUCGAUAUCGAAAAGAGAAAAAGACUACUGGAUCGGGGCAUGUCCGUGAACCAGAGCGUGGAACCGAGGACAAAAGAGCUCCUUCAUCUAUGUUCGCAACCGCAACAUCUCUGAUGUCAUCUACGUCCUUAGAAACAGAAAGAGAGGUUUGCACCAGACACUAAAACAACUGUUACCGAAAAUAACGUUCUGGAAAAGAAUAAAAGAAUUAUCUGCGGAAGAAAAAGAAGUUAAAACUGAAAUAAAGCACAUCGAGCCAGUAUUAUCUUCGGAACAAAGACAAGUUAUAGAUGAGAUCAUGCACAGCGAACCAGAAGAAAGU
Messenger RNA from Pecten maximus, 1429 nucleotides. Its product is annotated as ankyrin repeat domain-containing protein 50-like. NCBI's taxonomy places the organism in Eukaryota, Metazoa, Mollusca, Bivalvia, Pectinida, Pectinidae. The coding region runs from base 60 to 1271 and encodes 403 amino acids. Gene Ontology annotation, molecular function: protein binding. The record is from RefSeq and is a predicted model, not a curated record. The transcript is spliced from 13 exons.